Molecule: messenger RNA, 2161 nt
Organism: Tachyglossus aculeatus (Australian echidna)
Lineage: Eukaryota; Metazoa; Chordata; Mammalia; Monotremata; Tachyglossidae
Gene: TUBE1
Product: tubulin epsilon 1
Exons: 13
Coding region: 375-1574 (399 amino acids)
Biological process (GO): mitotic cell cycle; microtubule cytoskeleton organization
Cellular component (GO): cytoplasm; microtubule
Molecular function (GO): GTP binding; structural constituent of cytoskeleton
Source: RefSeq, a predicted model, not a curated record
GUGGUGCAAGUUGGCCAGUGUGGGAAUCAGAUCGGCUGCUGUUUCUGGGACCUGGCGCUGCGGGAACAUGCCACCGUCAACAAGGAGUCAUCAGGUUUCGGAGGCAGAGCGAGAGGAAUGGGCUUGAGGGUGAGGUGGAGGGAGGAAAAUGAAGCAACUACCCUGGGGCUUGCUUCCACGAAGGACACUGCUUCAGCCAACAAGAUCGAAUCAGUCACAGGGCCGCUUCAGAUCUCAGUGAUGAAUUGAAUGGGAUUUAUGAUGAGUCAUUAAGCAGCUUCUUUAGAAAUGUGGAUGCCAGAGUUGGUGGUGGUGACGCGGAUAUUUCCAAAGGGAAAAUUUGUUCGCUAAAAGCCAGAGCAGUCUUGAUUGACAUGGAAGAAGGUGUAGUGAAUGAAAUCCUGCAGGGCCCGCUGAGAGAUGUGUUUGAUAGUAAGCAGCUCAUCACAGAUGUUUCCGGUUCAGGGAAUAAUUGGGCUGUGGGGCACAAAGUUUUUGGCUGCCAGUAUCGGGAACGCAUUAUGGAAAAGCUUAGAAAGACAGCAGAGCACUGUGAUUGUUUGCAGUGUUUCUUUGUCAUUCAUUCCAUGGGUGGAGGCACGGGAUCUGGCCUUGGCACAUUUGUUUUAAAUGUGCUUGAAGAAGAAUUCCCAGAAGUAUACAGAUUGGUUACUUCAGUCUAUCCAUCCGGGGAAGAUGAUGUCAUUACUUCACCGUACAACAGUGUCUUGGCAAUGAAGGAACUGAAUGAGCAUGCUGACUGUGUGCUUCCCAUCGAAAAUGCAUCUCUAUUUGACAUCGUCAGCAAAAUCAAUCAGAUUCAGUCUGGAAUGCCAGGAACAACUGUGAAGCAAAGAAGUUUGAUAACUUCAAGUGAAGGAGGUAUCAAAAAGCAUCAGGAGAAACCAUUUGAUACGAUGAACAACAUCGUGGCAAAUUUACUGCUCAAUUUGACAAGCUCUGCCAGGUUUGAAGGCUCCCUUAACAUGGAUCUUAAUGAAAUCAGCAUGAAUUUGGUUCCCUUUCCUCAACUUCAUUAUCUUGUUUCAAGCCUCACUCCUUUAUACACACUUGCAGAUGUCAAUGUUCCUCCUCGAAGGUUGGAUCAGAUGUUUUCAGAUGCCUUUAGCAAAGAUCACCAACUAAUUCGAGCUGACCCAAAACACAAUCUCUACCUUGCUUGUGCUCUUAUGGUUCGAGGAAAUGUCCAUGUUUCAGAUCUUCGCAGGAACAUUGAAAGGUUGAAACCUUCUCUCCAGUUUGUUUCCUGGAAUCAAGAAGGCUGGAAAACCAGCCUAUGUUCAAUACCUCCUGUUGGCCAUUCUCACUCACUAUUGGCAUUAGCCAACAACACCUGUGUAAAGCCUACAUUCAUGGAACUCAGAGAGAGGUUUUUAAGACUCUUCAAGAAAAAGGCUCACCUUCAUCACUACCUCCAGGUUGAAGGGAUGGAGGAAAGCUGUUUCACAGAAGCCAUUUUGUCAUUGACGUCUCUCAUUGAGGAGUAUAACCAACUAGAUGCCACUAAAGGUACUCCUAUGCAAGAACCACCUAGACUGACCAUAGCUAUGUAAGGGAAAAAACCUAUUUGCAAUCACCCCUGCAAUGAUGUGAAACUUUGGUUCAACUCGAUGGUCCUUAAAGUUGUGGUUUUGGUACUAGAGAAUUCACCUAAAGCCUUCAAAUCUCAGUGCCUUAUGUCUAGAAAGCGGAUUGAGAUUUUCACUUUGGUCCCGUUCAUCGAAGGUGCUGGACUGAAAUAUCUGAAGCCACUAGACUUGUGAUUGUGGUUGGGGAAGACUGUCCGUUUUUAAGGUGAGUUAGCACUUGGGAGUCAAUCUUUAACUCGUUGUGAUUUCUGCACUAAUAAUCUCGUAUUUAAUAAAGUCUGGGGCAGGCCUCAUCCUCUAUGUGCAGUACUUGAUUGUAUUUUGCAGUACUAUCUAACCAGCUGGUGAUUCCCGAUAAAGCUAUUCAAAGAUGAGAAUGUUUACUAUAAAAUGUUUAUAUUUUUGUGUAGUUGAAUAUUCAACUCCUUGGCUUCAUAUUUCACUCAUUAAAAAGUAUUACUCACUUUCCAUUUACAUUUAAAUCUGCUUUUAUUAUCAAACUGAAUUAUUGAAGAAUAUUAAAUAUUACAUUAUGAACUUUUAUUAGAUAU